Molecule: messenger RNA, 1697 nt
Organism: Humulus lupulus (European hop)
Lineage: Eukaryota; Viridiplantae; Streptophyta; Magnoliopsida; Rosales; Cannabaceae
Product: anaphase-promoting complex subunit 7-like
Exons: 8
Coding region: 318-785 (155 amino acids)
Biological process (GO): cell division
Molecular function (GO): protein binding
Source: RefSeq, a predicted model, not a curated record
UUGAAAUACAUAUUUCCUUUUUUUAUUCUCUCUAAAGUAACCCAUCUCAUUCCCUCAACUCUCUUCUCUUAGCCUCACCCUCUCUCUUCUCGUCUUUUUAUCUCCCUCACAUCUAACCUCUCAGAUCUCUUUCCAAGUAUUCUCUUGCAGGUGGCUGGCGUAGGAGUCUCGACGGAGAUAGCGACGGCGACGGCGACGGGGCUCGACCGAAUAAUCAACACUCUAGGUGCGAAGGAGUGGAUGCACCAAUCUGGGUGCUUAGCAGAGGAGUGGCUUCGACGGUGCCGUGGGUGCGUCUGGGAUGGAGGUCAUUGGGUAUGAACGGAUCUGUCACAGCUUUAGCAGAGCGAAGGGUUUCUGCCAAAGAGAUUGUUUCACUGUCUCCUCAGACUGCAAACAGAAGUGGUAGGGCUCCCUUUGAUUGUUUUGACUCAAGUCGUUGGCUUCAACGGUAUGUUGAGGCCCAGUGCUGCAUUGCUUCAAAUGACUACAAAGGUGGUCUGGAACUAUUUACAGAUCUUUCACAGCGUUUCCCUAAUAAUAUGCACUUAUUACUUGAGAUUGCAAAGGUUGAAGCAAUCAUUGGAAAAAAUGAUGAGGCCAUUAUGAAUUUUGAGAAGGCUCGAUCAAUUGAUCUGUAUCUGGUGACUUAUAUGGAUGAGUAUGCAAUGCUUCUAAAGAUAAAGUCUGAUUUUUCAAAGCUAAAUAAAUUGGUGCAUGAUUUGUUGGUCACUGAUCCUACAAGGCCAGAAGUUUUUGUAGCUUUAUCUGUUCCGAGGCUUUGAGUUGUAUUUUCUUAUUUUAUUUUUGUCUAAGGUCAUAGACUGGUUUGUCUUAGUUCAUGAUCUUGUUUGUUUAGUAUGUUUUUGAUAUGUUCUUUGAUUUUAUUGUGCGAUUAAAUUUAAUUGUGGUGGCUUUAAGAGUUAAUUUCAAAUUUGUGGCUUUAUGAGUUUUGGAUUGUUGGCUUGGUGGCUUUGAUGUAACUUUUAUGAUUUAUGUUGAUUAAAUCCCUAAUAAUUUGAAGGGUUUAUGAUGAUUGAUUUUUCUGAGGCAAUUUUUUUUAUGCUCUUUUUGAGGUAAUUUUUUAUAAUAUGUAUCGAUCCUUUUUUGUUGCUCUGGUUUGUUGUGUUUAGUUCUUUAGUGUUUCAUAUCAUCAUAUUUUUGUAUUCUGAUUUAUUUUUAGGCAAUCUGUUGUGGUAGGUGUCAUUGUUACUUUGAAUUAUUUUGGCCUAUGAUGUUCAAGAAUAAAUAUACUUAUUUUAUGUUGGUGAUUAUGACACUUGAUGUGCUCAUAUUUUAUUUUUAUUUUUAAUAUAUGUUGGUAUCUCAAGUGUCGUAAAUGCCCAUAAUAAUAAGUCAUAUAUUUUUUGAAAUCCUUAUGAUGAUUAAAUUGGGGAUAUUUAUUUUGCUGAAAUUAAUUAUAAAGUCCUUCUCACUGGCGCCAAUUCGAACCCCACCUCCGGCCAUUGUCGGUGUCCACCUCCCAAAGUCAUCAUCGACAUUCACAAUAAGUUCAGUCAGAGAAAAGGAGGCUAUCAUGCAAUGAUCCCAAAGUGAAGAAUAGGAAGAAUGUCAAGAAAAAUGACAUUAUUGAGUUUUCAAUGACCUAAAAAUAAUGUAUAGAUAUUUUUUUUUUAUGAAAUGUGCUUCUUAAUAAGCAAUGAAUAUUGUAUAAUAUAUGUUUGCUUAUUUUUUUA